This is a messenger RNA of Nipponia nippon (crested ibis), 1227 nucleotides long. The record is from RefSeq and is a predicted model, not a curated record. NCBI's taxonomy places the organism in Eukaryota, Metazoa, Chordata, Aves, Pelecaniformes, Threskiornithidae.
AUGGAGCUCCUAGAGGAAGAUCUCACCUGUCCCAUUUGCUGUAGCCUGUUUGAUGAUCCUCGUGUCCUGCCCUGUUCACACAAUUUCUGCAGAAAGUGUCUGGAAGGAAUUCUUGAGGGAAACAUGCGGAAUGUGCUUUGGAGGCCAUCCCCGUUCAAAUGCCCCACGUGCAGGAAGGAAACUCCUGUUACUGGAGUCAACAGCUUGCAAGUCAACUAUUCCCUGAAAGGUAUUGUGGAGAAGUAUAACAAAAUCAAAGUCACUCCGAAAAUGCCUGUGUGCAAAGUGCACAGCGGGCAACCCCUUAACAUUUUUUGCCGGACAGACAUGCAGCUCAUCUGCGGGGUUUGUGCCACCCGCGGUGACCAUACAAAGCACGUGUUCUGUUCUAUUGAAGAAGCUUAUUCCCAGGAGAAGCGGGCUUUUGAAACCCUGUUCCAGGGCUUUGAGACUUGGCGUUGUGGAGAUGCCCUCUCGCGGCUGGAUACCUUGGAAACCAGUAAGAGGAAAGCUCUGCAGAUGCUGACCAAAGAUUCUGACAAAGUGAAGGAGUUCUUUGAGAAGCUGCAGCACACGCUGGAGCAGAAACGAAAUGAGAUUCUCUCUGACUUUGAGACCAUGAAGCUUGCAGUGAUGCAGGCCUACGAUCCAGAAAUCAAUAAACUCAACACAAUUCUGCAAGAGCAACGGAUGGCUUUUAACAUCGCAGAGGCCUUCAAAGAUGUGUCUGAACCCAUUAUAUUUCUGCAACAGAUGCAGGAGUUCAGGGAAAAAAUCAAGGUGCUCAAAGAAACCCCUUUACCUUGUUCCAGUGUCGACAUCAGCCCUACGAUGAAGAGCUUUGAUACCAGCCAGUGGAAUGGAAUAAAACUAGUUGAUGUGGACAAACUUUCCUUGCCUCAGGAAAAUAACACUCUUAAAUUCAAGAUUCCCUCAGUCUUUUCACGCAGAUUUAUAGUGACCUCUCUUAUUUGCUUGCUUAUUCUUGCUGUCACCAGAAUGUCCUUUGUGGAGUCAGUCGUCGACAAUCUCCAGUGCUGGAAAUCUCAGUUCUUUACAAUUAGCUUGUCCUAUUUGGCAGAUACAGUGGAGAUAGCAGAUCAUGCAGUCUUUUACUGGGAACAGAUGACAGAUGGAGCUUCACUCCUAAGAGAAAAGUGUAAAAACUAUACAUUGGUUGUACUGGAUAAUGUUGCACAGUUUGUGUGCAAAUAUAAACUGUUGUGA